GUUCGAGAGAAAGUGUUUUGGUUAGCAUCGAGCCCUCUAGUGAACGAUUGAAUUAAACAAAUUCUGAACAAAUUGCUGGUUGGGAUAGUCCUACAUUAAUUUUGUCUUUUUAUAGAUAACAACACCACCAUAGUAAAUCGGUAAAUGUUCAGAUAAGCGCACAUAAGCGCGAUUUUAACAAAGAAAAGCGCGACGAAGUUGCUCAGUAUGAGUAUAACCGAACCAAACACACAGACGGCAUCACAUCAGGCACUCCAGGCGGCUCUACAAACCUUGAAAGAGCGAUGCCAAACAUUCCAGCGACGAAUUACGGUACUCGAGGAGGAAAAUGGCUCACUUCGGGCACUACAGGUACAAACUACCGUGCCCGACAACCGAACAGUUAAUCAAACCGAGCUAAAGCAACUGCGGGAAACCGUAGCCGAGCUAACACACCAAAAGAUUCAGAUGACGGAACAGAUUUCCAUGGUGGGGACAGAAAAUAGACAGCUCUGGAGGCGGUUGUCUUUAAUCGUGAAGGAUCUCGGUGAUGUGGAGGGCGUGAACGUUGGCCCCACAGCAACAAUGAUGACAGUAAAUCAACAGCAGAGAGCACCACCACCACCCGCAUCAGCCGCUAACAAUCAAACAGGUCAAAACCUAAUCCGAUCGCGCACGUUCACGAAGCACGCACCGAAUCCGAAGUUGCGCGAGCGCUUGCAGCGCGAAAAUUCCGCGGAUGAAGAAGGUAUUAAUUUGGAAGAUAUUUCCCUGUUAAACACCUGCGGUUUCCUAGAAUCGUCUAAUGUAGAUCUUGGACAUGAUGAGGAACUGCUACGUGCGGCACUCGAGGCGAACCCGGACAUUAGUCGAUGUACGGAUGGAUUGCUCGAUAUAAAGAAGGAACUGGGGCGACAGCAGACAGUGAUGUGGGACCUUUAUCAUCAGUUUAGAGCAGAACUCUGCAAUCGAUGCAGUACGAAAUCGUCCGAGACCGAAAGCGAAAAGCUCAUGAAGGAUGUUAUGGUAGGGGUGGCUGAAAGCGAGCUAGCGCCACGAAAACCCCCCGCCACGAAGAGUGGCCAGUCGCGGGAGGAAAAUGCACCCGUGCGUUGUACGGAUGCGUUAAUGUUUAACAAGGUUAGCUUGAAUCUGCUGCAGGAAAAGCUGCGUACCAAUGGGAUGAAGAAGGUUUGCCCUAUGUGUGGGCUGUUGUACGGGCAGGACACGGUUUUUGAAGAGUUUCAAACCCACGUGGAAUCUCACUUUUUGCACGACGGUGAAAUGGAUGAGCUUAGCCUUGAUCGUACGUACGAGUACACGUCGCAAACCGUUGGCGAUUUCUGACCAUCAGCCGGACCGCGACGAAGUCGCAUAUUUUUCUCCAGCGAACUCUAACGGUGGGCGCCUUUGCCUAGCGUAAAUUGUAUGAAUUCCAAAACGGAAAUUCCAAUUCUGUCCAUCAACCAUUUUUCGCAUGCAGUGUAACAUGUAUCAAGUGCACUUCAUUUUCGACUCGUCCGUAUAAUAUUGUACGAUAGCAUUACGGCUAAUAAAAAUAUAUUGACGCAAAGCUGACUAUAUACUGCAGGCAGAAUGACAGAAAAUAAAAUAUGUUAUU
Molecule: messenger RNA, 1600 nt
Organism: Anopheles moucheti
Lineage: Eukaryota; Metazoa; Arthropoda; Insecta; Diptera; Culicidae
Gene: spn-F
Product: protein spindle-F
Exons: 3
Coding region: 208-1326 (372 amino acids)
Source: RefSeq, a predicted model, not a curated record